AUGGACAAUCGCAGCCAAAUCCGACCUAUUUUAAAGAAGUCAAGGCCGACCUCUUGCUCCAAGUUCACACAAGACUCCAUGAUGCAGCACAACGAUGAUGAUUCUGAUUGUGAGUGGCUCCCCUCUCCCCUCGAUGCCCUCUACUUCCUCCCCUCCCAUCCCGCUAUCCCUGAUCCCCUCCCCUCCCCUGACCCCUGGAGCUCUCCCGACGACCUCUGGUCCCCUUUCGACCAGCCAGCCUUCGACCAGCCAGCCUCGCAAGACUCCGAGCCUCUCCAGCUCAUCCUCCACGACCCAAGCGAGGAGACGCCCGACCCAGAGCCAGUCUUCCCUGCCCCAGUGCUGACCCGGCCUUGCCUCCCGCUACCCCGGCCUUGUCUUCCCCCGUCCCCGGCGGCUCCUGCUCGGGCCAUCAUGCUCCUCGAGCCUCUGCCUGAUCGCCGGAGCUCCUCCUCCCCCGCCUUCCUCCCCUCCAAGCUCACCCUCGGCCAGAAGCUCGACAUCGUCCGCCGCAGCGAGGCCCCCAAGCACGACCUCGACUACCGCUCCCCGUCAGAGCUGGCGCGCAUGUACGGCAAGAGCCGGUCGUCCAUCUCCAAGAUCCUCAGGCCCUCCUACGUCGGGAGGCUCAAGCAGCUUGCGGCCAGCGGCGUGUCGACGGACAUCAGGCGGAGCACGAGCACGCUGCACCCGGAGCUGGAGCGGCGGAUCCACGAGUACGUGGUGAGGACGGCGAGGGGAGCGAACUGGCGGCAGGAGGUGUGCAGGUACGCGGAGAGGGUAGCGGAGGAGCUAGGGGUGGAGGGCUUCAAGGCGAGCUUGAACUGGUAUCAUCGCUUCAUCGCGAGGCACUCGCUGAGGAGCGAGCCAGCGGCGGCGGCAAGGAAGAGGAGGGGAGCAUGGAGCUACUGA
Molecule: messenger RNA, 912 nt
Organism: Guillardia theta CCMP2712
Lineage: Eukaryota; Cryptophyceae; Pyrenomonadales; Geminigeraceae
Exons: 1
Coding region: 1-912 (303 amino acids)
Source: RefSeq, a predicted model, not a curated record